CAACUUUACCCUUUCUCAAAACCCACAACCCUCCUUCCUCGGCAAACCCAACACGAACCUCGUCCUCCCCAUUUCGGCCUGCGAGUAGCCUGUCGCCGACCGCCGCGUGAAGCUCACCUGCUCACGCCCGCCGCCGAGUUCCAGCCCUUCCUCUCGUCGGACUUCAGAUUGGCCCUCGGGCUGUUGCUGCGACCGCCGCCACGCCAACGAGUCCCCCCGCAGCCUCUGUCAAACCUGCCCCAAUGACGAGACCAUAUGCCGAAACCACAGACCGAGCGUCGGCCUCCGCGGCGGUGGCCGAAAUAGACCAUUUGCCCGAGGAUAUCGUCAUCCAGAUAUUGUCGUGGCUACCGGCCAAGUCCUUGAUGCGAUUCAAGUGCGUCAGCAAACGAUGGCGGUCUCUUAUUUCCGAUCCAGGCUUCGCCAGGUCGCAUCUGCAAGCCCUGAAGACAGGAGGGGAUUUGAUUGCUAGCCAGAGAAUCGUCAAGAUUAACCCCCUCGAGACCCUAGACUACCACGGGUUCGACGACCGCCCGCUGCUGAAGCUUCAUAGUCCAAGAAUGGCCGGCUGCGAUCCCGGCCUCGUGGGGUCUUGCGAUGGCUUGGUAUGUUUAUCUGUCGAUACCGGCGGAUAUCUCCUAUUCAACCCGACCACCGGGGAGUCCAGGUAUAUUCCCGGUUCGGAUCUUGUUGCAAAAGGUCAUGUGUUCCUUGGAUUCGGAUACGAUCCUGUGUCUGAUGACUAUAAGAUAGUACGCGGUGACGGUGUUGAAGUAUGUGAGGUGGUGAUAUUUUCGCUCAAGUCCGGUUCUUGGAGAAGGAUACUAAUCCAACGAGAUAGCCACUUGUUCGUGUUUUACCGAGGUCUUUAUUGGAACGGGGCCUUACACUGGUGUGUGGACGACCAGAGGAGUAACAAGACAAAGAGUGUGAUUGUGUCAUUUGAUUUGUCUGAAGAGAAAUUCCGCCGGAUGCUCCCAGUCCCCAAAAUAGACGGGGACAUACUCUUCGAUGGUCUCGGUAUUCACGGGGCCAAUCUGUUUAUAUACAGUUGGUAUGCUGACUGCUUCAUGGCAUGGAUAACAAAGGAGUAUGGGAGAGGAGGAUCGUGGACAAAAUUGUUCAGCCUUUCGACUAAAGGCAUUCCUGGUGAAUAUUGGAAGAUCCCCGUCGCAUACACAAGGAGCGGACAAAUUGUUUUCGAGAUCGAUGUUCACAACAUGAUUCUGUUCAAUCCAGAAGAUAAUACUUACAAGGAUUAUCAUCCCAUUGCGGAGAGUGACGAAUCUGCUAUCUAUGUGGAAACUCUUGUUUCUCCCUAUCUCGGAUGCGAGCCAUCAAGAAUCUAGAGCUUUUAAGAGUUGUUUUAGUGGAUUUGGUUUAACCGUUUUCAUAGGAGUUCCAUCUUGGGCUGUUGAAUGACCUUAUUGAAUUUGAAGAAGACAGAAAAGACAUUGUCUGAGACUAUAGCCAUUCGUUAGUAGAUUUACUAUUGCGCUUUUACUCUGUCCUCUCCAGAUGUUUGGUUAGAUGUAUGCUUGAUGAAUGGCCGUUCAAUCAUCCUGUUUUGCUAGAAUAAUCACUUCACUAGCUAAUGUUGUCCGAUCUGAUAUUGUGUAAUUUCACCAACCGUUUACUGGGUCUUGUUAUGUAGUUAACAUUCAAUUAUAAUCAUGUGAAUGUUAAACCUUGUGCUGUUUUCUUUU
Syzygium oleosum is the source of this 1706-nucleotide messenger RNA. RefSeq names its product F-box/kelch-repeat protein At3g06240-like. Bases 243 to 1349 code for a protein of 368 amino acids. The record is from RefSeq and is a predicted model, not a curated record. Lineage: Eukaryota; Viridiplantae; Streptophyta; Magnoliopsida; Myrtales; Myrtaceae. Gene Ontology annotation, molecular function: protein binding. The transcript has a single exon.